Molecule: messenger RNA, 2603 nt
Organism: Nerophis ophidion (straightnose pipefish)
Lineage: Eukaryota; Metazoa; Chordata; Actinopteri; Syngnathiformes; Syngnathidae
Gene: bcl3
Product: BCL3 transcription coactivator
Exons: 8
Coding region: 330-1970 (546 amino acids)
Molecular function (GO): protein binding
Source: RefSeq, a predicted model, not a curated record
UUACAGUAAUCGAGGCGAGUUGUAACAAACGGGGUUUGUACAUACAGUUUAAAAUCAUCCCAAUUUGUUCCAUUUUUUUUUUUAUGAACUGAGAUUACAAAUUGUCACACAAACGCGCGCACGCGUGCACGCGCGCAAAUUGCCCUGGGGACUUUUACUUUCACUUUGCGGAGAAGGCGAGGAUGAGGCGCUUAUAAGCCGCUGCAGACUCCGACUCAGACUCGCCAAGACGCGAUCUGCACUUUCCCAACAUUUCUGUGCUGUUCCCCCCCAGACACUCACUGCAUGGCCCCGGAGGGAUUCUUCUUCUUGGGGGUUGGACACGCCGGAUGUUUGUCGCCGCCAGACUUCCACUGAGCACCGGGACUCACCUGACAAACUUUGACCGGGUUGAGGCGCGGUUGAUGCCGAGGGCCGCGACCAUGAACGGCGACCGCGGCUCGAUGGCCACGGCGCCGCUGGACCUGAGCACCAGUCAGCGGGGCGGCAGCGGCUGCGUGGCGGCGGGAGAGUGCCUAGGAGCCCCGCCGUCACCUGCGGAUACUCCACGGACGCUCUCGGCUGGCAGGCGGCCGGCGGACGAAGCCUCCCUCCGGCUGCCUUUUCGGAAACGACCCAUCGCUCUGGAACCGGAGGAGCGGACACGAACGUCGAGAGUAGCGGGGCGACUCCGGCGCUUGUCCCCGGCGAGAGGCGCUGGCAUGCCGGCUCCGGAGAGCGCCUCCGGCGGGCUGGGGAACACCUCCGAGUGGGGACCGCAGGGCGUUGCCGUGGUAACCCCGACGCAGGCUGAGGAGGCUGCAAGGAGGGAUCCAGCUGGUCCAAUCUGCUUCUUGCCAUCUUUGGCUUAUAGCCCCUGCUCGGUGUUCUGUUUGAAUCCUGAGGUCAACCACCAUGGCUUCCAUCCCACCCAGGACUUGCUGGCGAGUCUGACGCUAGCUAAACGGCAAGAUGAGGAUGGAGACACAGCUCUCCACAUAGCGGUGGUGCAAGGGGAGAUGGCGCUUGUCUGCCAACUGAUCCAUCUUAUGCUGUGGGCGGGAAAAACCCUGGACAUCUACAACAACCUCCGUCAGACCCCUCUUCACCUGGCGGUGAUAACCUGGCAAGUGCACAUGGUGGAUGCUCUGCUGAGGGCCGGGGCGGACCCCUCCGCUUUGGACCGCAACGGCCAGACGGCGCUGCACCUUUGCUGCGAGUACAACCACAGAGACUGUCUGUCCGUGCUGCUCUCACUGCCCGCGUCCUCCGCCUGCCUGGAGAUCAAGAACUACGAAGGUCUGAGUCCCCUCCAUCUGGCCGUGAUCCGGAACCUCCCGGAUUUGUCCACUAUGCUGCUGGGAGCUGGCGCUGACAUCAACACAAUGGACAUCAAAAGCGGCAAGAGUCCACUCGUUCUGGCGGUGGAGAGCAACAAUGCAGAGAUGGUCCACUUCCUCAUUGAGAGCGGCUGUGACGUCAACAGGCCAUCUUACAGCGGCAACACGGCCCUGCACUGCGCUUGCGGCCGGGCCCAGGCGGACAUGGUGCGCCUGCUGCUGAAGAACGGGGCCGACAGCAGCCUCAAGAACUACUACAACGACACGCCGGUGAUGGUGGCCAAGAACAAGAAGUAUCUUCCCCAUCGCAAAGCCACAGUCGGGGUUGUUCACCCGGGACAAGACAACACGCCGCCCCCAACUCACCACAGACUCCACCCACCAUGGCAUUUCCAUUUUAACAGCUUAGUAGUUAGUGGUCGUGCCGGGAGAACCGACAACGACCCUCAACAUUGCCAAAGCUGCACAAAUGAAGACGUCUGGACCGCCCUAACUUGGUCUUCAAGUAGAAUGUACUUGACCAGGGGUGUCAACCUGGUUUUCAGUAAGGGCCUCGUCACGGUCUUGGUUGCCAUCAGAGGACAACUGGUAAAAGUCAUCCAUUUUCUACCGCGUUUCCCUUUUGGGGUCGCGGGGGGUGCUGGAGCCUAAGCCUAUCCCAGCUGCAUUCGAGCAGAAGGUGGCGUACACAGUGGACAAGUCGCAACCUCAUCGCAGGGCCUGUGAAAGUUAUAAUAUAGGAGUUUGCCUAUGCAUCAGAUUAUUAUAUUUAUAUUGUACAUACACUAAAAAAAUAUGUAGAUUUUACAGUAAAAAAAACUCAGUCGCCAAAAUUUUACUGUAAAAUAAACAGUGUUUUUUUUACAACAUUACUGUAAAUGGAAAAACAGUCCGGCAACAGAGCUGCCAGUUUUUUUUUUUACAAUAAAAAAAAAGUGAUACCGUUUUUCCAUUUACAGUAAUACACCGUAAAAAAAACAACCGUAGAUUCAAAAACUGGCAGCUUUAUGGACAGAAUUUUACAAUAAAAAAUAUGCUCAAUUUACGGUAAUAUGCUUGAAAAACCAUUGUCCAUUUUACCGUAAAAUCUAUUGUUUUUACAGUGUACAAUUUGAUUGGUUACAUGCUUUGAAAUCAUACAUCCAGCAGAUAUUUAAGUAUUUAUUUUUAUUUUGACAAAAAAAAAAGUAUGAUUAGAGGCAGGGGUCCCCAAACUUUUUGACUCCGGGGCCGCAUUGUGUUAAACAAUUUGAUUGGGCUGAUACAUAUAUAUAUAUAUAUAUA